Monodelphis domestica (gray short-tailed opossum) is the source of this 6698-nucleotide messenger RNA. NCBI's taxonomy places the organism in Eukaryota, Metazoa, Chordata, Mammalia, Didelphimorphia, Didelphidae. The record is from RefSeq and is a predicted model, not a curated record.
CCCCUCCCCUGCCUUACCCCUUCUCCUCCCUUCCCGGCACGUCGAGGGCAGUGGCCUGGGCGGAGCAGCGCACGCUGGCUGGCUGGCUAGCUGACUGGCGGGAGGGCUGACGGAGGCGCGGGAGCCCUACCUGGGGAUCUACGGCUGCUGCUUGCCCCAAAGUCCAUACAAGGUCCGGAAGAACCGCCUCAGCCCCCGCUACCUGCUUUACACAUGUGCCGCAGCCGCCUGGGCAGGAGAUUCCCAGCUUGCUUCUGCUUUGCUGCUCCUGACCUUCUUCACCAUGCACACUCCCGGCACGGCCGGCCUGGGAGAUGCAUCCGCUGUGAGUUUGCAAGCUGGGCUGACCGACUUAUCUGGGUGGUGGGGAACCUGGGCCCUUUUUUUUCUUGCUUUUAUUUGGGGCGGAAUACGGAGGGGGAUCCUCCUUCCCUGGGGGCGGAGGCAUCUUCGGGCGUGCAGAAGCCGGAGAGCGGGAGGGCUGGUGCUUUGCCUAGGGAGGGGGCUGUGCGCGUGCAGUCGCUUUCAUUCGCUCUUGAUGCUCACACCCACUUUCCGCCUGGGAGUGGUGGUUAGGUGGGUAGCAGCCCCAGGCUUGUUGGGCAAGGAAGGAGGGUGCAAGGUGGGUAAGAUCUGCCGCCACCCAAGUCCCGUUAGGUGCCCGGGGCGGGGCGGUGUGGCGUGGUGGCCGACCGGCUGCAGCCUCCGAGUGCAUGCCCGGAGAGGCCUCUGGUCUCUGGAGGAACUAGGAGGUGUAUGUUUGUGGAUAACUCAUUCAGGGUCGCGCCCUACCGGUUUUCAGGGUCUGGGAGGUGGGGUGGGGAACGCACGCUUCGGGAUUCCGGCCCAAACUGGCGGGGUGAGUGGGCGGUCCUGGAUAUCUGACUCAGUCUCCCUUCCUUUUUUUCCCAGAGCCCCCGCCCCUCCCUCAAGUCGAGGGGUCUGCCUACCGGCCCUUAUUAAGCCCACCCAUGACGUCACCGUACCCUUGUAGGGUGUGGGUGGUGGCUGGGGCGGGGCAGAGGAGGUGGGACUCAAGGGGCCCCUCCUCCCAGCCUGAUCCUUACCUCUCCACUGGGGGCCUUUAGGGGAAGUGGGGGGUGGGGGUUAGGUUUUAAGGUUGGUAAGAAUUGUGGGACUUGGCUGAGACCUGAAGGGGGAGAAGGGGGACCUCCACCCUGCUCUCCUUGUGGGAAAAAUGAGCUUGGAAAAAAAUAUCACUCUCCACCAUUUCUCCUCGCACCUCCCCACCCUUUCACCCCGCCAAAAAUAAAUGUAGGUAAGGGUUUCUUAUCCUGGGUCUGUAAACUUUUCUUUGUUUUUUUAAUAUGUUGAUAGCUGUAUUUUAGUAAAAUCGGCUUCCUUUGUAAUCCUGGGGGUGUUUUUAUUUUAUGUAUUUUCAAAACAUUCGGAGAAUGGAGUCCAUAGAUUUCAUGGAAGGGUCCAUGACACAAAGAAGUUAAAGAUAGCUUUUGGGCUGGGUUAGAUGGAAGGUGUAGACCUUAGAACUGGGCCAUAGGAUUCUCGAUGAUCACCACCCACCCCAAUUCUGCAAAUGGGAAAACUCCGCCCCAGAGAGACCCAACCAUUUGCCUAAGGUCAUAGAAUUUUUUUUUUUUUGGAAGACCUGAGUACAGUUCCUAGAAUCACAUAAUCUUAGCCCUGGAAGGAAUUUAAGAUCAUAGAUUUAGAAUUAGAAGGGAUCUUGGAGGUCAUCUUGUCCAAACCCCAUAUUUUGCAGAUGAGGAAAGAGAACCAGAGAGGACUUGUUAAAGAAAACAGAUAAGUAGAAUAACUGGAAAAUGAAACCAGGUCUUAACUGAACACAUUUUUGUUUUCACUAUAUUAAACUGCCUCUAUUUCAGCAACUAGCUAUCUAGCACAAGCAGUAUAGGAUGGUUAUCUUACUAUAAAGGUUCUUUGCUCUUAAAUUUAUUUAUUUAUUUAUUUUUUGCCAUGGACUACUUUAGCAGUCUGGUGUGGACCCCUUCUUAGAACAAUAAUGUUUUGUUUUACUUCUGAAUUAAGGAAAAUGCUAAAUUUUGGUUAGAAGUUAGUGAGAACUAGGGUGUAAUUAUUUUUUCCAAUUAAAUUUCUCGACCUCCUGAAGUCUGCCCAAAAUUCCAAGGACCCUCAUAUUAAGAACCCCUCAUCCUUUGUUCUACAUCUGUCUACAGCAUCUAUCCUUAAGAAGUGGUCAUCCAUCCAGGCUUUGAUUCAAGUCCAUGCAAUGCUUUUCCAAGAAACCGGUUCCUCUUUUGGACAAUUCUUUUUGCUGAAAAGUUAUUUCUUAUUCAAAAGCUGCUUCCAUAGCUUUUAUCUCUUGCCUCUGUUAGUUUUGACAUCUGGAACUGUAGAAUAUGAAUUGGAAAAAGAUCUCACUCAGUUCAUGUAGUCUAUUCAAUGCCAGUGGACUGAGAUUUCAAACAUAUUUUCUGACUUUAAGCUAUUUGUGGGCAAGGACUGAUUUUUGUUGUUAAGUCCCCAGGGCCUAAUUCAGUGUCUUGGAUAUAUUAGGUGUUUAAUAAAUACUUUUGGAUAGAAUAGAGGAUACCAAGUUGCCUUCCAAUGAAGUCCAAAUGCCUUAGUCUGCUUUCAAACUCCAAAGUCAGUUUCCUGCCUACUUUUCCAGCUUUACCUCUUCCAGGCUUCACACAGUUGGAUUACUCACUAUGGCCAGAGAUACUAAGAAAACCCAGAUUCAAAAAGACUGACAUCAUGGACAUUUGUGAAUCUAUCCUGGAAAGGAAGCGACAUGACAGUGAACGGUCUACGUGUAGUGUCUUGGAGCAGACAGACAUGGAAGCUGUUGAAGCUCUUGUUUGCAUGAGUUCUUGGGGUCAAAGAUCCCAAAAAAAUGACCUCUUAAAGUUAAGACCACUUACCCCAGUCUCUGAUUCAGGGGAUUUUACCUCCUUGCAUGGCGAGGCUGCUGUCACCGACAUACCAAAGGACUUCCAUUCUUUUUCCACCCUGUGCAUGACUCCCCCUCACAGUCCUGAUCUUCUAGAACCGUGUUCUUCAUUGCUUCUUCCCUCCCAAGUCACUUCCCAGACAAGGACAGUGCCAGCCAACACACUGAUCAGUUCAGCACCCUCUGAAAAUACGACCUCUACAUUGGUAGCCAAAUUGUCAAAAAUGAAGGUGGUGCUAGGACUCUCUGGUCAGAAGCCAGAGGUGUCAGAGCCAGCUUUUCUUCAGCCCUGCAAAGCCAUGGUAACCAGUGUGAUCCGGCACACGGGGGACAGUUCUACUUCUCACAUUCCUGCAACCCAAGGGAAAAUGGAAGGCAUUUCAGGCAACAGAAAUUCUAUACGACUGAAGGAAACUGACCACUCAGGACAUUCUGAAGCUUCACAGACCGUGCACCUAGAAAGUGGUUUAAACUAUGCUAACUUAGUCUCCUGUCAGCCUCGUUUACAAAACUUUGGUUCCUCUAUUCUCUCUGAUAAAGGACAACAGGAGGUAUGGCCCAUCGUAACACAGGUCUGCUCACUAAAGAGUUGUGAAAGUGAUACUACCAGGAAAUCUGCCUCUUAUAUCUCUGUCCCUGUUCCUGUCCGCCCUCCCCCUGUCCUCUGCCAAAUGAUCCCAGUGACUGGUCAGAGUGGUGGUGGUAUGGUUUCAGCUUUCUUGAAGCCCCCUUCCCAGACAAGCCAAGCACCCAUCAAGCCCAUUUUACCCCAGACUGCUCCAAUCUCUCAGCCUGUCCUUAUGGGAGCAUCGGUGCCUCAAGGAGCUGUGAUGCUGGUCUUCCCCAAUGCUGCUCUCCCACAGCCAGCAUCUUGCCAACCAAAUGUCAUGACUGUGGGGAACACCAAGUUACUCCCUCUUGCCCCUGCUCCAGUCUUCAUUACACCUAGUCAAAGUUGUGUCCCUUCAGUAGACUUUUCCCGAAGAAGAAACUAUGUUUGUAACUUUCCAGGAUGCAGGAAAACUUAUUUCAAAAGUUCCCACCUCAAGGCCCAUCUUCGUACUCACACUGGAGAAAAGCCUUUCAACUGUAGCUGGGAAGGUUGUGAUAAAAAAUUUGCUCGCUCAGAUGAACUUUCUCGACACCGCAGAACUCAUACAGGAGAGAAGAAAUUUGUGUGCCCUGUGUGUGCCCGGCGAUUUAUGAGGAGUGAUCAUUUGACAAAACAUGCUCGGCGUCACAUGGCUGCCAAGAAAAUUCCAAACUGGCAGGCUGAAGUGGGCAAACUCAACAGAAUCGCUUCAUCAGAGAAACCUGGAAGCACUGGUGUGUCUCUGAGCCCACUGGUCCCCAUGCCAUCAUGCUCUGCCUAAGAAGUCAUUCAGGACAUAAUUCCAAUCUGACAUUUUAAAAAAGUAUUUAGGACAGGUAAUGGCUAAAACACAGAAUUUGACAUAAUAUUGUGUUUUCUGGGUUUUUUGGGCAGUUCCUGAUGAAAACAUGUUAACUUUUUUCCCUUUAAUUUGAGGCCCUGUUCACAACUAUCAUUUUGCAGUUUUUUAAUGAGCUUUUGCUUUUUGUUUUUAUUUUUUCAAGGAAGAUGGUCAAAAAAUUGAUAAUCCGAAUCACCAGCAUUGAAGCAAAACAACAUCUUGGCAGUAAAGUUUAUAGAAUCUUGACUCACUUAACCUUUGUAUUCAUAAUUUUUUUACAAAAUGUUACAGGGUACUAAUUUUUAUACUAGUAUUUUCUAUAAAGGUAUUUAUAUUGUAGUUACUUUGCAAACUUUUUUAUUAAUAAUGAAACAGUUUUUAUAAUUGUCCAACUUGGUAAACUUGAAACAUCAUCCACGCAAGAGAAAUCAUUAGUCAUGGUCAGUCCUCUUUAAGCCUAAGAAUUUUUAAAACACAUAAAUGAUUGACUAAGGGCCUUUUAAAAAAGAAAAACUGCAGUCACCUUUCAACAUUUUAAAAGUUUAUCUAGUCAUUUCAAGUAGGUACCCUAAGCAGCAGAUAUGGUCUUGGGUAUCCAAAAUGUCAAGAGGACCAAGACUUGCCAGUUGCGUAUAGACUGGCCUGUGUGUUGAGUAAGAAACUGCCUCAAGAUUUAAGUUUUUUUUUCAUUUAAGACAAUUGUUUUUAUAUUGAAGUGUGGUCAUUUGUGUUUACUUAUGCAAACCAUUCCCACUCUCUCAUACCGACCCAAAAGAUGUGAAUUCACUCAUUUAACAUUUUUGGAAUUGGAGUCUCUUGUUGAGUGGCCUUAUGAUUUUUAGCAUACUGUGUGUAAAUUGAUCUUUUCAAGUAAAUGGAAGUGGCCUGUUGAAGGAAUUUUCCUUUCUGUUCAAACAAAAUGCAUCCUUUUAAAAAUGAAGCAUGGGAAACCAUGUGUUGACUCUGGUCCUUUAAUUCCCUCGCAUCAAGAAUAGGAAACACUAUUGCAAAAGCCAGUUUAAAAAAAAUGAUUUCCCAUUCAAUAGCUUUUGUAACUGGCUUAGGAAAAUGAAACUGCUUUUGGAAUCGGAGGAGAAAAAUAGAAGUGGAAAGCUAUGAAGGAAAGGUAGAAGUUAAUUGACUCUUUCCUUUGCAGUUUGCGGCUACCAUUCAUUAGGGUUUUCAGUAUGUUUCCCAGCUCCUGAAGGAACUCCUGUUUUGUCCAUCAAGGCACAAAAAUGAUUUUUUUGUUAAGCAUUGCACUGUAGUUCUAGUCAAUUAGACCAUAAGAGAUUGCAUUGUGUGUUGCACUACUACUAUAAUUUAGAAAGCUUAUGUAUUUAGAUUUUUACAUAUGAAUAGUUACUGGCAGUUUACCUUUAUAAAAAUUAUGGUAAAUUGGAAUAUUGAAUUUGGUGUUAUAAAGUUUUGUGCCUGGCUUAUUUGAUGUGGAGGCCCUUAUUCAAUAAUGAUUGAGCUAUUUCCAACCCCACUUAUCCAUCCCCUCCUCUCAUUAUCUUUAUUCUACCUAAUGUCACUAUGUUAUUUAACCUAUAUGUAAGUGAUGUGUUUGGGAUUCACCUAUUAGACUGUAGAUACAGUUGUAAAAGUAACAUAAUUUCAUGUAUAUUUUGUUUUUUACCUUUCCUCCCCAACCCUUCACUUCCAAAUCUAUUACUAUAGUGCUAACUUCUAAGUCAGCAUCCAAAAUUUUACAAUUGUAUAUACUUUGUGUAGGGUCUCCAACUUGUAUUUUUCUUAAUCAGGACACACAGAAAUGAGUCCUACUAUUAGUACGCUGGUAUAUGGAAGAAUUCAAGAGAAUUAGUCUUUUGAGUGUUUGGUUGGGAUUUUCAGAUUGUUUUGAGAAAGAGGACUUAAUGGUUUGGUUAAUUCUUUAAAACACAUACAUAUCUUUCAGUGGUACUGAAAAUGCUUUUUUAAUUUAUACUUCCAUUCUUGAAUUAGGCGAGAAAAGAUAGAGAAAUGUCCUUAGUAAGACUUUUUUCUUUUGUCCCUCUGAGUAUCUGGGGUUGGGAAGCAAGUUCCCUUAUGAAGAGAAGUUAAGUCAUGAACCAGAAAUUUUGUUGUUAUUGUUUUUCUAGGUUCAGAGGCCUUCAUCUGAAAUCUCUGGGUAUUAUGGAUUGAGAAUGAUGAGGCAAAUUUUCCCUGUGCACUUUAUUGCCUGAGUAAUUUCUCUUGAUUUUUUUGAGCCUUUUUUUAAAGUUCCAAGAUUAAAAUUUAAAAUGUUUCAUAAUUGUUUUUAUAACAGAUUUUUUCAGCCUAUUAUUUAAUGAAACUAUGUAAUGUAACUUUUUCCUUUGAAUCAUAUAAAAUUUUUGAUUUGCAAA